Malaya genurostris is the source of this 4166-nucleotide messenger RNA. RefSeq names its product helicase POLQ-like (gene mus301). The record is from RefSeq and is a predicted model, not a curated record. Gene Ontology annotation, molecular function: ATP binding; nucleic acid binding. The transcript is spliced from 8 exons. The coding region runs from base 66 to 3851 and encodes 1261 amino acids. NCBI's taxonomy places the organism in Eukaryota, Metazoa, Arthropoda, Insecta, Diptera, Culicidae.
AUUGAACAUAAUAGAACAUUUGCCAAAGUUUUUCCUGAUAGUAAAAUGUGAGCUUACGAAAUCAAAUGCCUCCCGAAACGUCGUUUAGCUGUGAUGUUAAUAAGCGACAAGUUAGAAUGAGUGGUCUUUUUAAAUUUCCGUACGCUCCAAACACUUCACAUGGGUUGUCGAACACAGUCCAUAGAGUACCUCUCGUACAGGCCAAUAGCGAACACUCAAACAUAUCUAAGCAAAAUACAGCUCUUGAUAGUGGAAGCUCCGUAAGAAAUUUAAUAGACGUUGACGAAUCGUUGCUUAACGCUGUUGAUCUGGUCAAUAUUGAAAGAAAAGCUACAACGCAAACCAAUUCGUUUAAGAAUGAAUACAUUCCAGAAAAUAAUGCGAACAGUGGAAAGAAUGGUCUAUUGAAAGAAAGUCGAAUACACCCCCGAUCUUCCGAGAUAGCAUCUCCGAGAAGAAAAAAGUCCCGCUACACUAACACGAUUAUUACUCUGGAUAUGAGCUCACCAGAUAAAAGAACUAAAAAAGUAUCAACAUCUUCAUUACAACGGGAUAUUUCUCGCCUUGGCCGACGUUUAACCUCCAAAAGCAAACCAAAUGAAACCAAAUCGGAAACAUUUCCUGCAAAUGAAAUAAAAAAUUCAAUCGUCACGUCUACUCAAAUCGAUCUUAACUUACAUGAAAAACAACCUGAACCAAUCGAUCCCAAACAAACAACGGAAGAUCUUUUUCUUUGGGAGUCACAGAUUUUUGAUAACGAACUAAAUCGAAUAAAGAAUGCUUCUGUAGCAAAUACGUCCCAUGUAGAGGAAGAUAUGGAGGAGGCAGAUGAUUUGAUUCCUUGCUACCAGAAAACAGAUAAUAUCAAUUGUAGUCAACUAUUUAUGGAAGAGGUCGACAAGUUCGGCAAAAAAGCUAUCACCAGGAUUGGAACCCCGUUGAAUUCGAAUGAAACCUUUUCGAUAGUAAAGAAUAAAUUUAUAGGUUCUCAAUACAUACGAUUGGAACGGUCCAUUCUGGAGGAAAAUCUAGCAAAUCUGGCAGAUGAUCAGGUUAACUCCCAACUUGCGAGUGAAUACGAUUCUACACAGAAGCGCAAGCAUAUCCAAAAUAUUUUCGAUGAGUUUGAACGAACGUUGGCCGACGUAAGAAAUAUUGCCCAAGAGCCUACAGCAGACGAAGUUAACGAAGAAGCUCAAGCAUUAGCCAAAAUCAAUUGGGAUCAAAAUAUGACCAUUGAUGGCGAAAGUCCCGUACGUAAGAACGAUAGAGUGCAGUUGAACGGUAUUUUUAGCAAAAGAACUUUUUUGGGAAACAGAAAUGGUAGUGAUUCUCCAAAAGUUGUGGCAAGAAAGUCUGCACCUCUAGUUUCAUCUCAUUUUCAGGACAAAGGUCCAUUUUUUGGGCUACCGAACAUUGUCAAAACUCUAUUGCGAGAUUAUAGAGGAAUCAAUGAAAUGUAUGACUGGCAGAAAGAAUGUCUUGGUUUAGCAGCAAUAGUAGAACGUAACAAUUUGAUCUACGCACUACCUACUAGUGGAGGAAAAACGCUAGUUGCCGAAAUCAUCAUGUUUCGUGAGAUUAUGUUGCGAAAGAAAAAUGUCAUGUUUAUCGUUCCAUACGUUUCGCUGGCACAAGAGAAAUUGGUCGCUCUAUCGCCAUUUGCUGUAGCAAUGGAAUUUUUGGUGGAAGAGUACAGUGGGGGGAAGGGGGCAAUUCCUCCGAGGAAGCGCAAGAAAAAGCAAUCAAUUUUUGUGUGUACAAUCGAGAAAGCUAUGGUACUACUUGACAGUCUGAUCGAAGCAGACCGGGCGAAUGAGGUUGGUUUGGUAGUGAUCGACGAGUUACACAUGAUUGGAGAGGAUCGACGUGGUGUUCAUUUGGAGAUUAUGUUGACUAAAAUUAGAAUGAUUGAAGCGGGCAUCCAAAUCGUUGGGAUGAGUGCAACUAUUGGGAAUCUUAAUGAAAUCGCUAGAUUCAUGUCGGCAGAUAUCUACUGUCGCGAUUUUCGGCCGGUUGAGUUGAAGGAAUAUGUGAAGUGUGGUUGUGAUUUGUUAGAAAUCAAUAACAGUGCCCGUAAAUUAGAAGAUGCAUUCGGCACUAAACAGACAGUGCAAUACAAUUAUACGGAAGAACAGAAGCGAGUUGAUCCGGAUCACGUAAUAGCGUUGGUGCUGGAUGUCAUACCAAGCGAUUCGUGUUUAGUUUUUUGUCCAACCAAGCGACAAUGUGAGCAGCUGUGUACUCUGCUAACAAAUCAUUUGCCACAUGAGCUUCUUAGUUAUAGAGCAAAAGAAAAGGAAGAGCUAAUAAAUAUUCUGAAAAAAGAGGGCUCCACUGCUGCUCUGCUGCCGGCAGCAUUUCGCUUUGGCAUAGCCUAUCACCAUUCCGGUUUGACAUUCGAUGAGCGGAAGUACAUCGAGGAUGCCUAUCGAACGGGAAUAAUCUCACUAAUCAUCUGCACAUCUACGCUGGCAGCUGGCGUCAAUCUUCCUGCCAAACGUGUCAUUAUCCGUUCACCGUACAUAGCUACCACUUUUUUGACGCUAAGCCGGUACAAACAAAUGGUCGGCCGAGCCGGACGUGCUGGGUUCGGUGAACACGGUGAUAGUGUGUUGAUCUGCUCGCCGAAAGACAUUUCCGCCGUUUGUAAUCUACUAUGUUCUCCAAUGGAUGAGGCAAACUCGUCAUUACAUUGCGAUGGUUAUGCUCAUCUGAAGCAUUUAAUUCUCAGCUCCAUUGGGCUAGGAAUAUGUGCCACGCGCAACGAUAUUCUUAGGAUUGUCACGAAAACAUUGUUAGCCAUACAAGCAGAACGCCUUGGAGUAGAUAUUCGUAAAGUGACAGAUCAAGCAAUAACCACACUGUAUAAAGAAAAUGCUAUCAAAGCCAAAAGCGACGGAUGUUUGCGUAAUCCAGCGAAUAUGACAAUUCGAAUUGAUGCCACAGAUGGAAGCCAAUGUGGGUCAGGUGUGAUAAAGGUUGGAGAUGUGAAUGUAGUGCGCGGAGCGGACGGUUCAUCUCAAGAAGGGAAACUAGUAAAAACUUUAAAUAAAAAUUCUCGAUUGGAAGUGAAUCGACUAGGAAAGGCUGCCAUACGGGCUGGAUUCCAUAUGGAUAAAGCCAUCAAAUUCUACGACGAGUUGAAGAGAGUUGGUGAGAGAUUGAAUGUGCUGGACGAGCUUCAUCUGUUGUAUGUAAUAGUGAUGGAAGAUGGCGGAGAGAUUCGACCCAGUGAUUCCGAUUAUGUAGCAUUUUUCAAUCAACUGUCACCGGAUGACUCCGCAUUGGCAAAACGUUUUCAUAUAGGAGACUUUACGAUAUCGAAAAUAUUGAGCAGAAGGGCCGUGCCGCCUGACAUUCUACCCACGGUUCGACGUUUCUUUCGGUUACUAAUCGUAUACGAAUUGUGGAACUUGAGACCACCUCAGCAAGUUGCUCUCAAGUACAAAGUAGACGCAGGUUCCAUACAAACACUGAUGAGCAGCGUCGCUUCCACAGCGUCUAGCUUGCAGCGAAUGUGCGAAGAAAUUCAAGAGCUGUGGGCAUUUCGUUUGCUGUUGACGACCAUGGUUCAGCGGCUAUCCCACUGCUGUACCGCCGAGUUGAUUCCUCUGAUGGAACUACCCUCUGUGAAAAUUGGUCGCGCACGUCAACUGUAUCGGGCGGGAUUCACUUCCUUGACCUCUAUUGCCAAAGCGAGAUCACGGGAUUUAGUAGAAUCGAUCGAGCACCUUAGCUACAGGACGGCAAAUCAGUUGAUUUUGAGUGCAAAGGCAAAAUUAAUGGAAGAAGUUGAAGCGCUUAAGGAUCAGGUGGAAGAUUAUCUGGCUUUACUACACGAUCGGUAAUGAAUGGUACUGUCAAUCGGUGAUAUGAAAAUUUUUGUUGGAUAUCAAUAGAUACGAUCGAUGAUUGCAACACUAUGGUAUUCAUAAUAUGUCAUAAAUUAUUGUACAUUAUUCUAAAUAUGGGCUGUUUCUCCAGUGGAACUGAUCUUGUGCUUUUUUACUUAUAGUUGUGUAAUCAAUAUUGCAAUCAAACACAUAGAUUUUGAUACUGUUUUGAAUACAACUAUUUUUUCUACCAACAUAUUGUCAUCAUGUUUUGUGUCAAUGAAAAUAUUUGAGUAAUAAAUCCCACUAACUAUCGGCAUGUUAUAACGA